Messenger RNA from Nerophis ophidion (straightnose pipefish), 4334 nucleotides. It is a transcript of the gene sema3d, whose product is annotated as sema domain, immunoglobulin domain (Ig), short basic domain, secreted, (semaphorin) 3D. Gene Ontology annotation, biological process: neural crest cell migration; negative chemotaxis; positive regulation of cell migration. Gene Ontology annotation, molecular function: chemorepellent activity; semaphorin receptor binding. NCBI's taxonomy places the organism in Eukaryota, Metazoa, Chordata, Actinopteri, Syngnathiformes, Syngnathidae. The coding region runs from base 224 to 2575 and encodes 783 amino acids. The transcript has 18 exons. The record is from RefSeq and is a predicted model, not a curated record.
CAAGUACGCACACGCAUUGGGAGUGCACUGAGAGUUCACCGGCGCUGGGUAGGAGGGGAGUGGACACACGUUCGGGGGGGAAAGUAGUCCUCACUGCGGACCCUCGGCCCGGUCGGGAAGGAGUUUGCUCUUACCAGCGAGGCGUUCAAGUGCACGGCGGGCUUGCGUGGCGUGUGAGGGCAAAGUUGAGCGUGCAGAGGGAAAACAGACCACUCCACACGUCAUGGAGAAAGAGAGCUCCUGGAGUCUCAAGGAAGAUGGGACGAGUCCACUCUGCAAGUCUGGCGGUAAUUACGGGGGAAAAGACAGGAGGAUUAAGGCCCCGUCCCAUCCAGGAGUCCCAUUUGUGGGAUUGAUGCUCCUGGCCAUCAUCCCCUUCGGAGCAAGCAUCAAACAAAGUGUCCCUCGGGUCAAACUCAGCCAGAGAGAACUGCUUCAAGCCGGCAGUGUGUCUCAGUUUUUGGGGCCCUCCGAUGGCCUCCUUUCCCAUUCCCUGCUGCUGGACGAGGAGAGAGGUCGUCUUCUGCUGGGAGCCAGGGACCACAUCUACCUGCUUGACCCUGACAACCUGGCCAAAAAUCCCAGAAAGAUCCACUGGCCUGCAUCUUGGGACCGAGUGGACGCCUGCAAACUGGCGGGCAAAAAUUCAAACCAGGAGUGCGCCAACUUCGUGAGGGUGCUCCACAACUACAACAUGACACAUGUCUACGCCUGCGGGACAGGAGCCUUCCACCCCAGCUGUGCGUUCAUUGAAAUCAGCGGUUCCAGACAGGAUGGAACUUUCCAGCUGCUGCCUGGUACCGUGGAGUCUGGCAGAUUGAAAUGUCCGUUUGAUCCCUUGCAGUCAUUCACCUCAGUCCUAACAGAUCAGUACCUGUACGUGGGCACAGCCUCAGACUUCCUGGGCAAGGACACCACGUUCACACGCUCCCUCGGCCCGCCACCCGACCAGCACUACAUACGCACGGACAUCGCCGAGGACUACUGGAUCAAUGAGGCCAAGUUCAUAUCUGCACACCCCAUAGCGGACACCUACAACCCGGACGACGACAAGAUGUACUUCUUCUUUCGGGAGGUGUCGUGGGAAGGAAACGACAAGAGCAUUCUGUCCCGCGUGGCUCGGGUCUGCCAGAACGACGUGGGCGGGCUGAGAAGUUUGACCAACAAAUGGACCACCUUCCUCAAGGCCAGACUGGUGUGCUCCAUACCUGGACCUGACGGUGUGGACACGCACUUUGAUGAGCUGCAGGACAUUUUUAUGCUGCCCACCAGGGACCCGAAGAACCCCACAGUGUACGCAGUCUUCACCACCUCCAGCUCCAUUUUCAGAGGCUCGGCCGUGUGCGUGUACAGCAUGUCGGACGUCAGAGCCGUGUUCAAUGGGCCCUACGCUCACAAGGAGGGGCCGGACCACCGAUGGGUAGAAUACGAGGGACGGAUACCGUACCCCCGUCCUGGAACGUGUCCCAGCAAGACCUACGACCCGAGGAUCAAGACCACCAAGGACUUCCCCGAUGAGGUGGUCAGCUUCAUCCGCAUCCACCCGCUGAUGCACCGCGCCGUCCACCCGCUGAGUGGACGGCCCGUGUUCACGCGAGUUCGCGUGGACUACAGCCUCACGCAGAUCGUGGUGGACCGGGUCUUGGCGGAGGACGGCCAGUACGAGGUCCUCUUCCUGGGCACAGAUGCCGGCACAGUUCUAAAGGUGGUGAGCAUCACCAGAGACAAGUGGCUGACGGAGGAAGUGGUGCUUGAAGAGCUUCAAGUGUUCCAGGUUCCCACGCCCAUUCUGAGUAUGGAGAUAUCUUCGAAGCAGCAACAGCUGUACCUGGGAUCCAGCCAGGGCCUGGCGCAGGUUUCGCUCAGCAGGUGUGGCCUCUACGGGCAAGCCUGCGCCGAGUGCUGCCUCGCCCGAGACCCCUACUGUGCCUGGGAUGGACACACCUGCUCCAGAUACGUCCCUGCGUCCAAAAGGAGAGCCAGGAGACAAGACAUCAAGCACGGAGACCCCGCAAGCCAAUGUUGGGACACAGAAGACAGUCUGGGUGUGGGUCGGGUGGAGGAGAGAGUUCUCUUCGCGGUCCAGAGCAACUCCACCUUCCUGGAGUGCGUCCCCAAAUCUCAGCAGUCCCAGAUCCGCUGGUUUGUCCGAAGAACUGGAUCGGAACACAGGGAAGAGGUCCGGCCGGACGAUCGAGUCAUCCAAACGGACCGGGGCCUCCUUAUCCGGGCCCUGCACGCCGCCGACGUGGGCGUGUACGAGUGCGAGGCCCAGGAACGCACACGUUUCGCGCACACCCUCCGCCGCCUCACGGUGCAGCUCGUGCCACAAGGACACCUGGACAGAAAGACCAAGUCCGGCGAGGACCCCCUCGCGGAGCUGAAGAACGCUCGCCAUUACAAGGACUACCUGAGGCUGAUGAGCUCGCCCGUGGGGUCGCUGGAGGACUACUGCGACUCGCUCUGGCUCGAGAAGAGGUCGUUAAAGGCCCGAGGGCGAGCGGUGGGCGCCGGGAAGUGGAAACACAUCCAGGAACUGAAGAAGAGCAGGAACCGGCGGCACCACAGGGAGUGACCGAUUAUUGAGCAUUGCGGUGAACAAGUCAGGACUGUAAAAGCGUUUCUUUACAUCUUGCACACUACGGGUUUGAUUUGCCAAAAUCCAAGUACUACUUGCUAAACAGCAGGUGCAAACUAUACAAUUCAUGAGCGUGUUGCGUGUGUUCUACUAAAUCUGCCUGUGCAAUUGCUAACCGGUGCAAACCGCCUAGUUUAAUAAGGUUUUAGCAAGUACUACUAAGUGUGGCCAUGGAAACACUCAUUUCCCGCCACAUUCAAGUUACGAUGCUCUCCAGCCGGUGAGCGUUGCUGUCAAACUAGCAGCACACAUCUCACAUCUCAAACUCCUUUUCAGCAAUGUAGAAUUGAAAUCGGCCGAUAUGUGCUUUAAAAUAUAAUAUCGGAAAUUAUCGGGAUCGGUUUCAAAAAGUAAACUGUAAGACUUUUCAAAACGCCGCUGUACGGAGCGGUACACGGACGUAGGGAGAAGUACGGAGCAGUUGCGUCUCCCAGUCGUAGUUGCCAACCCUCCCGAUUUUCCUGAAUUUCAGUUGCCCCUUCCGAAAAUCUCCCAAAACCCAAACCCAAAGCUCAUGACUAUAGGUGAGGGAACAUAGUUCGACCUGUAAGUUGAGAGCUUGGCCUUCCGCCUCAGCUCGUUCUUUACGACAACUGACCGAUACAGGGGUCCGCAUUACUGAAGAUGCCGCACCGAUCCGCCUGUCCAUCUCACGAUCCACUCGUGAACAAGACUCCGAGGUACUUGAACUCCUCCACUCGGGGCAAGAUCUCCCCCCCAACUCGGAGAUGGCACUCCAACCUUUUCUGGGUGAGAACCAGACUCCCCAUUCCCCAACUGCUUUGUCUAUCUCCUCCCAAGGGAUCCCGAGGCAUUACCAGGCCGCUUGUACCUGUGAUCAUGUCCUUUUGGUUAUAACCCAAAGCUUAUGACGAUAGGUGAGGGAACAUAGUUCGACCUGUAAGUUGAGAGCUUGGCCUUCCGCCUCAGCUUGUUCUUUACGACAACUGACCGAUACAGGGUCCGCAUUACUAAAGACGCCACACCGAUAAGCCUGUCUAUCUCACGAUCCACUCUUCCCUCACUCGUGGACAAGACUCAGAGGUACUUGAACUCCUCCACUUGGGGAAAGAUCUCCUCCCCAACUCGGAGAUGGCACUCCACCCUUUUAAGGGCACGAACCAUGGACUCGGACUUGCUAAGAAUGAAUAAGUAUAUUAAAUCAACGCUAGAUAAAAAAGAUGAGCUUGUUUCUAACAAAUCGAAACAUACAAAAUAGCGCCCGCAGAGCAGUUACAGUCUUGCUAAAUCACACUGCCCGUGCUAAAUGAGUAUUGUGGCCAUUCUUUUGAUCAACAUGUAUUCUGCAUACGCACCAACACGUUUAACAGAUUGCGCUCCUUUCUCUGCUCACUAAGAUGUAACCCUCUAGUAGCACUAUCCAGUUUGCAUGCCAUUGACUGUGCGCAGACCUUGAGUAGACACCAGAACCACCCAUUAUUUGGUCAUUGUAAUGCAUUAAAAGAUUGUUGUGUUUGUGUUUCCUCUCGGUGAUGACAAUGCAUUCAUGUUGAAUGUCUGUAAAUAACUGUAGAACUUGUACAGUAUCGUGUAGACCACUUCCAGUGUAGUCCUUGUACUUUAGUCUGAUAGCAACAACGACUGUGGCGUCAGGGUCAGCCCGGAACUACAUUUCUGUACCGGAGAUCCACUUUGAAAACUAUUUAAAUAAAUGUUUCUUGUUCCAAACUCAAAA